Messenger RNA from Fulvia fulva, 1038 nucleotides. RefSeq lists its product as uncharacterized. Bases 1 to 1038 code for a protein of 345 amino acids. The transcript has 2 exons. The record is from RefSeq and is a predicted model, not a curated record. Lineage: Eukaryota; Fungi; Ascomycota; Dothideomycetes; Mycosphaerellales; Mycosphaerellaceae.
AUGAUGUUCAACCUCCCUGCUGCAACGUCGACCCACAAGUUCCCACGUCGUGCCAUCACCACUCCAGCUGGCGAAGUCAUGGCUCAACCUUAUAUGUUCCAGCUGGCAGGCAUUGCAAUGAGCGUGCCGGAGCUCGAUGAAGGCUAUGUGCUUGGACAGAACGACGAUGAGAUGUUCGAAAAAGUGUUGCCAAUCGACCGUCAGUUGCGCUCGUUGAAAGCAGAGACCCCGAAGCAAUGGUGGCGAGAAACCGACGAUACACUAUCCGCCGACUUACUCCUUCAAUUCUGGCACUACUAUCUCACCACUAGGAUACAUCUGCACGCAGCAAUGAGCGAGGACGAUCACGAUCAGUACGCCUACAGUCGUAUCACCUGUAGGGAAGCGACCGAGUGUAUGGCUCGCCGCUAUCCCACCGUGCGGCGCCUCUUACCGACAGGCUUCUUCGUUAGCCGCAUUGUCGACAUGCAAGUCUUUACGGCAGCAACGUUCCUGUGCCUUUCAUACAUGAAACAGAGCCGCAAAGGCGCUUCGGUGUUGGAUGAGUCGAACGGUCUCGUCUUCGUCGAGGAAAUCGUUGCCACGAUGGAUUCCGUCGCCGGUCAACCAGGAUCUGAAUUUGUCGAAGAAGCAUCCUCAGCAAUACGGUCUCUCUUAGCCAUGAUCAGAGAUCCUAGUGGGUCAUCGAGCGAGUCUCGAAGCCUGACAUUACGCAUCCCACUACUCGGCAAGAUCAGAAUCGGCCGCAAGCAACUACCUCCGGCGUCACAACCAUCGCAGGCAAACCUCGCUAGCUUUGGGACCGUGGAGUCGCAGCAGCCUUCGACGAAUAUGUCUCAUGCUGGCAUACAAAUGCCAGCAAGCGAUUCGAGAAUGCCGCAGCCAAUGAAUGAAACAUACAAUACAGGUAUUGCCAACACUUUGCCUUGGCUCAUGGAGCUGGACAUGAACCCGUCUUCGCUACAGGACCCUUUCUUCUACCAGGAUGCGAGCCAACUCGACCAGUGGCUUGGCUUCAGCGAGAAUAUGGGCUACUAG